AUGUGUGCAUUGGUGUCAUAGCAUUUUUAUUUGGGAUAUGGAUGCUAUGGACUUUAGGACAAAUCAACUAUUUUGGAAGAGCAGAUUUCAAUAAUAUUAUAAAGAAACAACCACAACCUUUAAGGACAAACGCUUCUGAAACCUAUUUUACUAUAUUAUUUUAUGCUAUACCUGCCUGGUUUAAUCCCAAAACUGUUAUUUUUCAUGAAUGCAGCUACAAAAACUGCAAAUUAAUAACAGAUAAAAAACUACUUUCCACAAGUGAAGCUGUCAUCUUUCAUCAUAAUUCAUUUUCAACAUUGCCUGAUAAGCCAAGAGGUCAAAUAUGGAUAUUUGCUUCUUUAGAGAGUCCAUAUCAUACUAGUAAACACUUUAACACUGAAAAGGUGAAGGGAAAAUUUAAUUGGACAAUGACGUACCGAAAAGAUUCUGAAGCGUUUUCACCGUAUGCAUUUCUGAAGAAACAACUUCACAUUCCUGUAAAAAAAUACACCUCUAUAUUCAUGAAUAAAACAAAAAACAUUGCUUGGGUCGUGAGCAACUGCCAAACUCAAUCAAAGCGACAGGCUUAUGUGAAAGAAUUAUCGAAAUAUAUUGAUGUUGAUAUUUAUGGAAGAUGUGGGAAACCUUGCUUAUUUAAAGGAGAGCAUUGUAAAAUGCAUUUAAGUAAAACUUACAGAUUUUAUCUAUCUUUUGAAAAUUCAUUAUGCAAAGACUAUUUGACAGAAAAAAUAUUUAGAAUGUACAGCAAUAGUAUUGAUUUCAUUCCAAUCGUUCGAGGUGCACCUAAUGCAAAAGACCAUUUGCCACAAAAGACAUAUAUUUCAACGUCUGAUUUUCAGUCACCACAAAAACUGGCGGCAUUUCUUAAGAUUAUCGGCAGCGAUAAAACACGCUAUAUUUCAUAUUUGAAAGAAAAACAUAAAUAUUUGGCUAGUGCAUAUGAGAAAUCGGACUUUUUCGCGGGACUUUGUGAUAUAUGUUAUCAUUUAAAUGUAGGAACACAAAAACCUAAAACCAUAGAUCUAAACAAAUGGUUAUGGGAAAAUCAGUGUCAUAUGCCAACUGACAUACAUGUACCCAAUUAA
Messenger RNA from Mytilus californianus (California mussel), 1088 nucleotides. Its product is annotated as glycoprotein 3-alpha-L-fucosyltransferase A-like. The transcript has a single exon. The coding region runs from base 42 to 1088 and encodes 348 amino acids. The record is from RefSeq and is a predicted model, not a curated record. Gene Ontology annotation, cellular component: membrane. Gene Ontology annotation, molecular function: alpha-(1->3)-fucosyltransferase activity. Lineage: Eukaryota; Metazoa; Mollusca; Bivalvia; Mytilida; Mytilidae.